Messenger RNA from Nothoprocta perdicaria, 753 nucleotides. Its product is annotated as tubulin alpha-5 chain-like. The transcript has 4 exons. The record is from RefSeq and is a predicted model, not a curated record. Gene Ontology annotation, cellular component: microtubule; cytoplasm. Lineage: Eukaryota; Metazoa; Chordata; Aves; Tinamiformes; Tinamidae. The annotation marks the transcript as partial. Gene Ontology annotation, molecular function: GTP binding; structural constituent of cytoskeleton. Gene Ontology annotation, biological process: mitotic cell cycle; microtubule cytoskeleton organization.
UCCGCGCCGAGCGCCGCCGCACCGAGCCGCCGGCAGAGCCCGGAGCGCCGCCGCCGCAGCAUGCGCGAGUGCAUCUCCGUGCACGUCGGCCAGGCCGGCGUGCAGAUGGGCAACACSUGCUGGGAGCUCUACUGCCUGGAGCACGGCAUCCAGCCCGACGGGCAGAUGCCCAGCGACAAGACCAUCGGCGGCGGGGACGACUCCUUCACCACCUUCUUCUGCGAGACGGGGGCCGGCAAGCACGUCCCGCGGGCCAUCUUUGUGGACCUGGAGCCCACCGUGAUCGAUGAGGUUCGCGCUGGAAUUUACCGACAGUUAUUCCACCCGGAGCAGCUGAUCACGGGCAAGGAAGAUGCUGCCAACAACUACGCCCGCGGGCACUACACUAUUGGCAAAGAGAUCAUCGACCAAGUGCUGGACAGGAUCCGGAAGCUGGCUGACCAGUGCACCGGCCUCCAGGGCUUCCUGGUGUUUCRCAGCUUUGGAGGGGGAACUGGCUCKGGAUUCACCUCCCUGUUGAUGGAGCGACUCUCCGUUGAUUACGGAAAAAAGUCCAAGCUCGAGUUCUCCAUCUACCCAGCRCCCCAGGUCUCCACUGCAGUGGUAGAGCCCUACAACUCCAUCCUCACCACCCAUACCACCCUGGAGCACUCAGACUGUGCCUUCAUGGUGGACAACGAGGCCAUCUACGACAUYUGCCGCAGGAACCUCGACAUCGAGCGUCCCACCUACACCAACCUCAACCGCCUCAUU